GGUUAUACUCCUACUGUUCUCUAAACAAUGGUUUCAUAGUUUACAAUUGUAUAAACUCCCAAAUCAUGCUCAAAAUUCAAUUUAAUUGAUGUCACUGUUGAGUGUUUUUUAAUCAGUUUGAUAAACAUGUUUGUCCCAUUGUGACAUAGCCAACCAUGACUUAUGGAAGAAUUUGACGUAUUAAUGGUCCCUAUAAAACCCUGUAAUUCUAAGAAAGAAUUGUCAGAUGGUUUUGAACUCAGUCAAAAUCACUGCAGUAUGUAGAGCGAUAAUGAGUAGGUCUAUGUUCAGUCGUUUGUUGACAGCGACCCCGCUGAGAUUCCUCCGCGAGAGGCCGCUUCUGAGUGCAGCUGGCCUGUUGUUUGCGUCCGGUUCGGCAGUCUACUUUUAUAGCAAAUAUUACGGUAUCGGUGAGGAUGCACUGGCCACCGUGGAGAGCGUGGACCGUGUUGUCACGGUUGAGGAGGAUAAUGAGCCCACCCUGGACCAGGAGGACCCAGUCCUUGUUCAGUAUGUGGUUGAGGAGGUUGGGCACCGGCCCUGUCUGGCUUUAAUCCCUUGGUCUGGACCUCUGUGGGUUCCCAGCUCUCCAACAUAUUACCUUACCCAUGCUGGGAGGAUGCUGGUGAGAGAGCUGGCAGUGUUAAACACGCAGAUAUUCACAGUGGAGCAGCCCAUUUCCAUCUGUUUCACUCCUGCUAGGAGGAUGGUAUGGAAUGAACUGUCCUCUCAAAAUGAACAGUAUGUGGAUGAGGAGGUUGGGCACCGGUCCUGUCUGGCUUUAAUCCCUUGGUCUGGACCCUUGUGUGUUCCUAUCUUUCCUGUCUUCUCCAAGGCCAAACCAGUCUACUACCUCACUCGUGCUGGGAGAAUGCUGGUAACAGAGCUUGCAGUGUUAAACACACAGACUUCCAAAUUGGUUAUUGAGGAGCCUACCAUUCACCUCACUGAAGCUGGGAGGCUAGUGCUUGACGAACUGUCAGCACCUUCAGAUAGCCAUUCACAGCCAAAUAGGGAAGACUCUGGUUUUCCCUAUGAGAAGUUGCAGCUGGUUGGGAACUGGGGUUCGUUUCAUUUCCAUUACUGGAAUAUCCAUUAUGGACGAGUGCAGCAAAAUGAAGAGGACAUGCAUCACCUGUGCAUUGUGAGGGGAGUGGAGAAGCAGCUGUGGUGGAGCAGAGUCAUCCAGGAAAAAAUCCUGGACCCAUGGGGUCUCGUCCAGGUGGUCCUCACCAACAAGAAGCUGAUUGGUAUUAAGUUCCUUGGUAGAAGGAUCCAUGGACUCAUGUCCGGCCUUGUCAAGAGGGAGGAGUUUGAGGAGGAGUUUGUGGAGGAGCAAAAUAAUGCUGCAGAUGUGCCCCAGUUGCGGCGUUACUUUGAAAACCAAGGGACAACCAACUUCUCUCUGAGGCUGGCCGCUAUCAGACGUGCUAUGGAGGCUCUGACAUCCUCAGACAGUACCUCCCUCAAUUACCUCACCCAUGCUGGGAGGAUGGUGUUGAGUGGAUUAUCCGAGCUCAACCAGCAGGAUGUGAGGCAGUUUCAGCAGGCCUACGACCUACUGGUGAACUUCAUUAAUGAGCCAGCAAACAGGGAGCGACUAGAGCAGGAGAUGGCUCUCGUAGGAGUAGGAGCCUGGUAG
Messenger RNA from Coregonus clupeaformis (lake whitefish), 1642 nucleotides. RefSeq lists its product as uncharacterized. The transcript has 17 exons. The coding region runs from base 227 to 1642 and encodes 471 amino acids. Lineage: Eukaryota; Metazoa; Chordata; Actinopteri; Salmoniformes; Salmonidae. The record is from RefSeq and is a predicted model, not a curated record. Gene Ontology annotation, biological process: mitochondrial fusion.